GACCCCGUCUGUGUUCACUUCCGGUUACAGAUUCAAAACGUGUGGGGACUGUCAUUCUGUAGCAAUAGAGCCCUAAUGGAAGACUCAACCCUGGAUUAUAACAGCCAAGAUGUGGAUAGGAAACGCGUAAAGAAAAAGACAAAGAAAAAGGACAGGAUUCAUGCUUUAUCGGGUCCAGAGACUGGCGGCGAGGCAGAAGUGGAGGAAGCCGAAACACGAAAGAGAAAAGAGAAACCCUUUGACGCGCAGGAAAACAAAAUGCAUAGGAAGAAGAAAGAGAAGCAAUUUUUAAUAAAAGAAGAAGAAGAAGAUGGAGAGAAUGAGAGAGAAAAUGUAGAAUGUUUACAAAUUAACAGUGAGGAUGUCAUGAGGAAACCCCAAAAACAUAAGAAAAAGAGAAAAGAGAAACUGGUAGCUGAAGAGGAAAGCGGAGAGAAUCAAAAUGAAGAGAACGACACCGCUGCUGUAGAUCAAUUGGAAAUUAUCAAGGAGGCGGAUGUACAGGAAAGCAAAACCCCCAAGAAAAAGAAGAAAAAUAAAAACCUAGAGGCAGAAGACAGAGAUACGCGUGACGAGCAGGUCUUGGAGCUUGUGACCCCCAGUGAUCAGACAGAUGUCGAGUAUACCCAGGAACAUAAAGCGAGGCGGAGGAAAAGGAAGAAGGGACAUGUCCAAGAAGAGGAGAACGGAGAGCAUCAAAAUGAAGAGAACGACACCGCUGCUGUAGAUCAAUUGGAAAUGAUCAGGGAGGCGGAAGUACAGGGAAGCAAAACCCCCAAGAAAAAGAAGAAAAAGAAAAUCCUGGAGGCAGAAGACAGAGAUACGCGUGACGAGCAGGUCUUGGAGCUUGUGACCCAGAGUGAUCAGACAGAUGUCGAUUAUACCCAGGAACAUAAAGCGAGGCGGAGGAAAAGGAAGAAGGGACAUGUCCAAGAAGAGGAUUCAUCUAUUUCCGAUCCGACGACCUCUUGUAUAGGGGAGACUACUAUCAGCGAGAAUACAGAUUCUGAGGUUUUUGUCUCUUUGAAGAAAAAGAAAAAAAAACGCAUAACUGAUGCCCUCCAAGCGGAUGCCGACUCGGAGAUCCAAUCUGCUUCAAAAUCCCCUGGAAGAAAUGAGCAACUUCAGGACUCGCUACAAGUCAUGGAGACUGGAAGUGACUGUGAACCCCAGCUCGGGGAGAGUCCAAGAAAAAGGAAGAAGAAGAAGAAAAGACAUUCCCAGCACGGUCACGACGAGCAACCAGAGUCAAGUUACGUAGUGACGGAACAUGACAAUUCACAAGUUUCUGCUUCGGAAACCAGACCGGAAUCUCCUGACAAUGAUCCUUCUGUCAAUGUUGUAGAAGCUCAGCUGACAAAGGGGGAUGAUGACGACAGUACGAUUGUUCCAAAGGAAGAAGCUGUUCCGUCCAAGCCAGUCUCUAAGAAGAGAGCACACAAAGCUCUGAUCAAUGUUCGCAAAAGAGAUCUUGGACUUUUAAAGGAGUACUUUCCAAACCUGUCCUCAUUCUCUAAAAAAAGAGUAAAUAACCUGAUUUCUUGUGAACUGGAGAGAGUGAAAGAGGCGAAACAAAGAGGAGUCCUUUUUAACAGAGGCAGGUUCACCGAUGAAGAAAACAAACAACUCACGGAAAACGUGAAAAGCUUCUUGAAGCUCAGUGGGAUAAAGAAUGAAGAAAUGCUAUUUCACAGCUAUCGGUAUCCAGAGAAGAAGAAGAUUAUAGAGGAGAUUAAAAAAAAAUUCAACUUCCGCCUGAGAAUUUCAGAGGGGAUACCUCGGACAGUGGAGGACAUCUGCCACAGGGGCGUCAAGUUGUUUGACUUUUCCGGAAACAAGGGAAGGUUCACCGAUGAAGAGGUGAAGCAGUUAAAGAAGAACUGGAAGAUACACGGGAACAAUUGGAUUGCAGUUGGGGCUUUAAUGGGAAGAAAUAACAUUAAACUCCAGUUAAAGGCCUCACAGCUCAGACGAAAAGUCAAUAAGGGCGCCUGGAGCGUAGAGGAAACCAACCUACUGAUCAGUGCUGUGAAAGAAUAUAUUCUGAGCUUGGAAGAGCAUGCCACAAGCGGAAACGAGUCUGAUAUCAUCAUCCAGAAGCCAAAACUCUACAAAGGCAUCCCGUGGGUUCAAAUCGAAGAAAAGGUCAAAACCCGAAACUGGACACAGUGUAAAACUAAGUGGACGGAAAUUCUCUUUUUGAGAAUGAAUAAUGGGGUUAGCAUGUUUGAAGGGAUUUCAGGUGUGGAGUCACAAAUGAAAAUCAUUCAAUGGCUAUAUGAAAGUGGACCAAAAGAAAGCGGACAAGUAAACUGGGAAGAAUUGGCUGACCAUAUUGGGAAUGUCCCACCAAUGAUCCUUCAAAUCAAAUAUUAUAACUUGAAAACUUCGCAUGUCCCAGACUGGCAGAAAUUGAGUUUUAAAGAAAUUGUGAAUUAUCUGUACACCGAGGUGGUACCAAUGUUUGCAGAAAAGCUAAACGCGAAUCAUGGCAGACAGACAAAACAUGCCGAGGCAUUUGAGAAGAGAGAUGACUAUUCAGUUAGCGAAAUAUUCUUUGAAUAUACUGAUAAAGAGAACGUAGGCUCUGAAAAAGUUAAAAGAAAAAAAUCAACCAAGAAAUUUUAUUCGAUGUGAAGAAAAAUUGACACGGCAUCCACCGUAUUUUCUCCUUUGCUUUUUAACUCUGUCUUU
Messenger RNA from Spea bombifrons (plains spadefoot toad), 2694 nucleotides. RefSeq names its product transcription termination factor 1 (gene TTF1). NCBI's taxonomy places the organism in Eukaryota, Metazoa, Chordata, Amphibia, Anura, Pelobatidae. The record is from RefSeq and is a predicted model, not a curated record. The transcript has 13 exons. Bases 76 to 2637 code for a protein of 853 amino acids.